CCCGCGCGCGCGCCGGGGACGCGGGGCCACACCUGGGCGCCACCGCCGGGUGCCCGGCGCGCCCGCAUGGGCCGGCGCUGAGGGCCCGGGCCGAGCGUCCCGCGCGCGGAGUCGGCGCCCACCCGCCCAGGGGGGGGGGCUCAGACCUGGGGGGGCUGGCGCCCCCCAAACUCGGAUCGGAUCCAAGCGGAGCGAGAAGGCGCCAUGGAGCUCCGAGCCCUGCUCUGCUGGGCUUCGCUCGCGGCCGCUUUGGAAGAGACCCUGCUAAACACAAAGCUGGAAACGGCCGACCUGAAGUGGGUGACGUACCCCCAGGUAGAAGGGCAGUGGGAGGAGCUGAGCGGCCUGGACGAGGAGCAGCACAGCGUGCGGACCUAUGAGGUGUGUGACGUGGCGCGGCCGCCGGGUGUGCAGCACUGGCUGCGCACCAGCUGGGUGCCCCGGCGCGGUGCCGUUAACGUGUAUGCCACGCUGCGCUUCACCAUGCUCGAGUGCCUGUCCCUGCCCCACGCCAGCCGCUCUUGCAAGGAGACCUUCACCGUCUUCUACUUCGAGAGCGACGCCGACACGGCCACGGCCCUCACGCCCGCCUGGAUGGAGAACCCCUACAUCAAGGUGGACACAGUAGCAGCUGAGCACCUGACUCGGAAGCGGCCCGGGGCCGAGGCCACGGGGAAGGUGAACAUCAAGACCCUGCGGCUGGGCCCCCUCACCAAGGCCGGCUUCUACCUGGCCUUCCAGGACCAGGGCGCCUGCAUGGCCCUGCUCUCCCUGCACCUCUUCUACAAGAAGUGCGCCCAGCGGACCAUGAACCUCACCCACUUCCCGGAGACCGUGCCCGGGGAUAUGGUGGUGCCCGUGGCCGGCAGCUGUGUGGCCGAUGCCAUCCCGCCACCCGGGCACAGUCCCAGCCUCUACUGUCGGGAGGAUGGCCAGUGGACUGGACAGCCGGUCACAGGCUGCAGCUGUGCUCCUGGAUUCGAGGCCGCUGACGGGAAUGCCAAAUGUCGAGCCUGUGCCCAGGGCACCUUCAAGCCCCUGCCUGGGGAGGGACCCUGCCAGCCAUGCCCAGCCAACAGCCACUCCAACGCCAUUGGCUCCUCCAUCUGCCAGUGUCGCAUCGGGUACUUCCGGGCUCGCACAGACCCCCCGAGUGCACCUUGUACCACGCCCCCCUCCGCCCCCAGAAGCGUGGUGUCCCGCCUCAACGGCUCUGCGCUGCGGCUGGAGUGGAGCGCGCCCCUGGAGUCCGGCGGCCGUGGGGACCUCACCUACGCGCUGCGCUGCCGCGAGUGCCGGCCGGGGGGCUCCUGCGCGCCCUGUGGGGGCGACCUGACCUUCGACCCCGGACCCCGGAACCUGGUGGAGCCCUGGGUGACCGUUCGGGGGCUGCGUCCUGACUUUACCUAUACCUUCGAGGUCACCGCCUUGAACGGGGUGUCCGCCUUAGCCAACGGGCCCGGGCCGUUUGAGGUGGUGAAUGUCACCACCGACCGUGAGGUGCCACCCCCGGUGUCCGACAUCCGGGUGACGCGGUCAUCACCCAGCAGCUUGAGCCUGGCCUGGGCUGUGCCCCGGGCCCCCAGCGGCGCGGUGCUGGACUACGAGGUCAAGUACCACGAGAAGGGCACUGAGGGCCCCAGCAGCGUGCGGUUCCUGAAGACUUCGGAAAACCGGGCCGAGCUGCGGGGGCUGAAGCGGGGGGCCAGCUACCUGGUGCAGGUGCGGGCACGCUCGGAGGCUGGGUACGGGCCUUUCGGCCAGGAGCAUCACAGCCAGACGCAGCUGGACGAGAGUGACGGCUGGCGGGAGCAGCUGGCCCUGGUGGCAGGCACAGCGGUGGUCGGGAUUGUGCUGGUGCUGGUGGUCAUUGUCAUUGCAGUUCUCUGCCUCAGGAAACAGAGCAACGGGAGAGAUGCUGAGUACUCUGACAAACAUGGCCAGUACCUCAUCGGGCACGGUGGGUCGGCCUGGCCUGUGGCAGUAGGUACUAAAGUCUACAUUGACCCCUUCACGUAUGAAGAUCCCAAUGAGGCAGUGAGGGAAUUUGCCAAAGAGAUAGACGUGUCCUACGUCAAGAUCGAGGAGGUGAUUGGUGCAGGUGAGUUUGGCGAGGUGUGCCGGGGGCGCCUCAAGGCCCCGGGGAAGAAGGAGAGCUGCGUGGCCAUCAAGACGCUCAAGGGUGGCUACACGGAGCGGCAGCGGCGCGAGUUUCUGAGUGAGGCAUCAAUCAUGGGCCAGUUUGAGCACCCUAACAUCAUCCGCCUGGAGGGCGUGGUCACUAACAGCGUGCCGGUCAUGAUCCUCACGGAAUUCAUGGAGAACGGAGCCCUGGACUCCUUCCUGCGGCUGAAUGAUGGACAGUUCACCGUCAUCCAGCUGGUGGGCAUGUUGCGCGGCAUCGCUUCGGGCAUGCGGUACCUGGCCGAGAUGAGCUACGUGCACCGAGACCUGGCGGCCCGCAACAUUCUGGUCAACAGCAACCUGGUGUGCAAGGUCUCGGACUUCGGCCUCUCGCGCUUCCUGGAGGAGAAUUCCUCAGACCCCACCUACACCAGCUCCCUGGGAGGGAAAAUCCCCAUCCGGUGGACGGCCCCCGAGGCCAUCGCCUUCCGGAAGUUCACCUCAGCCAGCGAUGCUUGGAGCUACGGGAUCGUGAUGUGGGAGGUGAUGUCCUUCGGGGAGCGGCCGUACUGGGACAUGAGCAACCAGGACGUCAUCAAUGCCAUCGAGCAAGACUACCGCCUGCCGCCGCCCCCAGACUGCCCCACCUCCCUGCACCAGCUCAUGCUGGACUGCUGGCAGAAAGACCGCAAUGCACGGCCCCGAUUCCCCCAGGUGGUCAGCGCCCUGGACAAGAUGAUCCGGAACCCGGCCAGCCUCAAAAUCGUGGCCCGGGAGAAUGGCGGGGCCUCACACCCGCUCCUGGACCAGCGGCAGCCGCACUACUCUGCCUUUGGCUCGGUGGGCGAGUGGCUGCGCGCCAUCAAGAUGGGAAGAUACGAGGAGAGCUUUGCCGCCGCAGGGUUUGGAUCCUUCGAGCUCGUCAGCCAGAUCUCUGCAGAGGACCUGCUACGGAUCGGAGUCACGCUGGCGGGACACCAGAAGAAAAUCCUGGCCAGUGUCCAGCACAUGAAGUCCCAGGCCAAGCCUGGAGCGCCAGGCGGGUCAGGCGGACCAGCCCCCCAGUACUGACCUGGCCACCCCCAGCUCUGCACAGUGGGAAAUCCCCCACCGGAGCUGAAGUUCCUCGUCUUCUGGGGCAGAGUCGGAUGAUGGGGACCCCAGAGGCCCCCGCCCCAUCCCUGCACCCCCACUGGAUUGCACUUUGAAUGUGGGGAUGGCAGUUCGGAGACACAGGGCCUGGGGACGGGACCUGGGGGGGCUGGGAGUCGCGUGUGCCCCCCGCAGGGAACCCCCACCCCACCGCACAGGGGAAGGAAGCGCCAUAACCUGCCCGCUCCCCACCGCCUCUGCCCAGGCCCCUCACCCCGAAGAGCCCGGCCCGAAGACUCUGAAGACCAAAGACAGAAGCGGGGCCACCGGGAGCCCCAAGUGGAAGGAGAGGCCCAGAGGCGGGAAGGGGCGCCCCGCCCGGCGACCAGGUCACCGGGCUGGGGGUCCCCCGCCUGCUGCCGCCCCCACCCCACUCGCGUCCUUGUAAAUGCCCCCGCCCCUCUGCCGCCUUCAUAUUGAAGGUUUUUGAGUUUUAUUUUUCGUUUCGGUCUGACUUUGCCUUCCUGCCUCCCCUGGCCCCUUUCUCCUCUCCCGCCCACCCCUGUCAGAACGUUCGUGCUUGGGGGGGCCCCGUUUCACCAUCACCGCCUCUGCCCAGGCUGAAACAGGGACCCGUCCUUGUGUCCGUGCCCCCAACAGUGCCUUGGUCACCCCCAGCCCCACGUCCCUGCGCCCCGAGUCCCCCCAAGCUGUGUCCACGAGGGGGUGAGGGGUGAGUUGCUGGUGGAGGAGCCUGAGACAGACGCUGGUGCUUGGAGGGCCCCUUAAAUUAUAUUUAAAAGUCUUUUUUUGUAUAAAUAAAGGAAAAUGGGAAGUG
Molecule: messenger RNA, 4054 nt
Organism: Sorex araneus (European shrew)
Lineage: Eukaryota; Metazoa; Chordata; Mammalia; Eulipotyphla; Soricidae
Gene: EPHB4
Product: EPH receptor B4
Exons: 17
Coding region: 205-3195 (996 amino acids)
Biological process (GO): protein phosphorylation; cell surface receptor protein tyrosine kinase signaling pathway; central nervous system projection neuron axonogenesis
Cellular component (GO): neuron projection; plasma membrane
Molecular function (GO): ATP binding; protein binding; transmembrane-ephrin receptor activity
Source: RefSeq, a predicted model, not a curated record